Messenger RNA from Diospyros lotus (date-plum), 3144 nucleotides. RefSeq names its product gamma-tubulin complex component 4. The transcript has 16 exons. Gene Ontology annotation, biological process: cytoplasmic microtubule organization; meiotic cell cycle; microtubule nucleation. The record is from RefSeq and is a predicted model, not a curated record. Lineage: Eukaryota; Viridiplantae; Streptophyta; Magnoliopsida; Ericales; Ebenaceae. Bases 223 to 2466 code for a protein of 747 amino acids. Gene Ontology annotation, molecular function: gamma-tubulin binding; microtubule minus-end binding. Gene Ontology annotation, cellular component: gamma-tubulin complex; equatorial microtubule organizing center; spindle pole.
GUCUGUCUUACUGGGGUAUCCAAACAGGCUCUAAAAUGUCUCCCAAACACGACCUUAAUUUGCUCGGAGGAGGAGGCCGCCAGGGCGGGCGCGCUUGCUCGGCAUUAAUGUAAAGUGAAUUCUGGGCUCACGCCGACUCAAACUUUUUUUCCCGAGUUGUAAACUAGUCGUCGUUAUGCCAGCAACCGAUCCUGAUCCUGAGAGUUGAUCAAGCAAAGCGCAAUGUUGCACGAACUCUUGCUGGCACUCCUAGGCUACACGGGAGACCUAAUCAUCGACGAGAGAGAACAGCAGCAAUCGAUCGGCAUUGUCCUGUCUCCGGACGCUCCCAUAUCAGAAGAACGCACCUUCAAACUCGCUCCUGAUCUCUCUUUUAUCGAACCCAGCGAAAGGGAUGCUAUUGAGAGGAUAAUUACCUUAGGGUUUUACUACAGAGAACUUGACCGCUUUGCCACUAAGUCAAGGAAUUUAAGUUGGAUAAGGUCUGCAAACGAAUGUCCUCUGCCUCGAGCAUCUGAAUUAGCCAAGGGGAAGAAGGAGAAACAGAGUGUGUACAGGAGGGCAAUUGCUAAUGGCCUUGUUGAGGUGUUGUCAGUCUACCGGUCUGCUGUCCUACAAAUAGAGCAGAAAUUGUUAUCAGAUAAUGUUCCCAUCUUGGCAACGGUUACCCAAGGUUUAAAUAAGUUCUUUGUUCUUUUGCCACCUCUUUAUGAGCUCAUUCUAGAGAUCGAGCGUGAUUGUAUUUGCGGAGGACAACUUCUUAACCUUUUGCAGAAACGGUGCCAUUGUGGGGUGCCAGAACUACAGACAUGCAUUCAAAGGCUUCUUUGGCAUGGGCAUCAGGUCAUGUAUAAUCAACUUGCUUCCUGGAUGGUUUAUGGGAUUCUUAAUGACCAGCAUGGAGAAUUUUUCAUUAGCAGCCAGGAAGACAGGGACGCUGAGCAUGACUCAUCUCAUCCAGACAUGCUCGACAAAUUUGGGCGAAUGUCAACUAAUGAUGCAUCUCUAACAGAUUGGCACUUGGGCUUUCACAUUUCUCUGGGUAUGCUGCCAGAGUACAUCCCUAUGCGUGUUGCAGAAUCCAUUCUGUUUGCUGGAAAGGCAGUGCGAAUUCUACGGAAUCCAAGUUCUGCAUUCCGAUUCCAGGACACUGCAUAUCAUCACCAGAAACCAAGAGGACCACAAAGAUUUCAAGGAUUUUCAGACCGCUUUUCUUUCCAGAAGGAACCCUCCUUGGAUGCAAAGAUUGGUGAAGAAUUGCUUCCUCAGUCAGAGGCUGAUAAGAUUGAAGCCAUGCUUCAGGACCUGAAGGAAUCAUCCGAGUUCCAUAAAAGAUCAUUUGAGUGUGCUGUGGACUCAAUUCGGGCUAUUGCAGCCAGUCAUCUUUGGCAGCUUGUGGUUGUACGCGCCAACUUAAAUGGCCACUUGAAGGCUCUUAAGGACUACUUUCUGUUAGCCAAAGGUGAUUUCUUUCAGAGUUUCCUGGAAGAAAGUCGCCAGUUGAUGCGUCUUCCACCUCGGCAAUCAACUGCUGAGGCUGAUCUUAUGGUCCCAUUUCAGCUGGCUGCAUUAAAGACCAUUGGUGAUGAAGACAAAUAUUUUUCAAGGGUUUCCUUGCGGAUGCUGUCCUUGGGAAUUUCAGUUAAAUCCUCCCAAAUGGAUUUGCUAAAGGCAAAAGCUUAUGGUGAGGGAGAUUCUAAUUUGCUGUCAGAUACUGCAGAGAUGUCAGUUGAUGGCUGGGAUGGUAUUGCUCUUGAAUAUUCCGUUGAUUGGCCCUUACAAUUAUUUUUUACACAAGAAGUGCUCUCAAAAUAUCGUCGGAUAUUCCAAUAUUUGCUUCGUCUUAAGCGAAUACAAAUGGAACUGGAGAAAUCAUGGGCUUCUGUCAUGCAUCAAGAUCAUACUGAUUUUGCCAAGCAUCGUAAUGACCGCAUGAACUCUUCAAUAUCUCAGCAGAGACGACAACGCUUUAAACCAUUGUGGCGGGUUAGAGAGCACAUGGCUUUCUUGAUUAGAAACUUACAAUUUUAUAUCCAGGUGGAUGUGAUAGAAUCUCAAUGGAAUGUAUUGCAAGCUCGUAUUCAGGAUUCUCAUGAUUUCACUGAACUGGUGGGCUUUCAUCAAGAGUACUUAUCAGCCUUAAUUUCACAAUCUUUUGUGGACAUUGGCUCACUAUCAAGGAUACUGGAUAGCAUAAUGAAACUUUGCCUUCAGUUCUGUUGGAACAUAGAGAACCAAGAAAAUGGUGCAAGUACUGUUGAUCUGGAGCGUAUAACUGAGGAAUUUAAUGAUAAAUCGAACUCCUUAUACACCAUUUUGCGUAGCAGCAAACUUGCUGGGAAUCAAAGGGCCCCAUUCCUUAGGCGUUUUCUUUUACGUCUAAACUUCAAUUCCUUCUUUGAGGCAACAGCUAGAGGCGUGAUGAAUGUUGUCAGACCACGCCCAACACUCCCAGUUUUGCAUUAAUAGCAGUAAAUUAGCAAUCAGUAAUCCCCCUCCUUCUGAAGUGGCCAAUCCUUGGCUGUGAGGUAAAUCCUAUGUUUCCUUGGUUUACUUUUCAGUUAUUAAAUCAAUAAAGGAAACAAGGUCUAAUAGGGCUGUGUAGUGGAUGUGUAAUCUCUUCUCAUCUGGAUGUUGAAAUUUGGUUGAUUCAUCCGGUAGCUGAGCUUGAGGACACAAGCUAACUCUUGUUAAUUUCGUGUGACUACCCUUCCGAAGCUGACACUUGGGGUAGCUCAAAGGAGUGCGGAUCGAUGUUCUGUUGUCACCUUGACCUUCCAGUGUGAAAGUCUGGUGGUGUGCUAUCCGUCACUGGAUUAGGUGUACCUGAGUCUCAUUUGACUCAAGACAGUUAGGUGGUGCUUCUGAAGUUCUGGUAACUAGACAAGUUAUCAGAUUGUUUUUCUCCAGCUAAUUUUUAUGGGAAUUUAUGUGGUUUGCCUUUGUUACUUGUCUUCAGUUGCUUGCUCCUUAAGAUGUUUCACUGUAAAAAGUGAGAGUUAUUUCGUUUGUAAUCAAUCUAUUGAUUGCUUACCUGGAGUUGUGAUUUGAGACCUGAAGGUCUGGUUUUUCUUUUUUGUAAAAUUAUCCCACCAAAAGGCAAAUGAAGAAUUUGUAUCGUCUUGGACGGAAAUUGAAGAAGUU